AUGCUUCACCAUCACCACUGCUUCAUGCGCGAGGUGAUGGAGCUGCACCACCUCCACAAGACCAUCGUGCCGACUGACAAGAAGGUCAAGAAGAACUAUCUCGCGAACGUGAUCUGCACCUACCCGGACUGCACCGUCAACCCCAGAGCACGCCGCACGCAUUGGGUGCGUCACGCGGAGGAGUGCCUCGACAUCCCGGCGGCCAAGAUCGACUCCAGCACCAGCCACAUCACCAGGCAUCUCGACGACAAGAUGGAUGAGCUCAGCGAGGCGAUUGCGACUUCCCUUACAAGGGUGAAGAAGACCCGCAGGGAGUCGAUGGGGUCGCUGGAGGAAGCCCUCACGGUGACGACGCCGACGCCGCAUGAACCCCAAUCUGCUGCCGGGGUGAAGCCCCAAUCAGCACUGACGACAUCAGCUUUGGAGUCCAUGCCCACGUCAACGACAUUAGUGCCAACCGUGGAGGAUGGGGUGGAGCCGCAGGACAUAGGCUGGAACCGGAACGACCCGGAGGAAGAGGUGGAGACGCCCGAUAACGCGCGGAAGCACACUAACUCCGGUAACAGUUUGACGGCGGCGGCGGCGAAGAGGCUAACGGAGGCUGAGUCAAGCUACCUGCCGUUGAAGACCAAGUACGAUGCGGACAUGAACCGCGUCAACGCCGCUGGACAUCGACUCGACUCGGGGAACUCAGAGCUCAUGAAGCGAGCUGAGCGGCUUAUGCCACAACUACAUGCGACUGCCUGUAUCGCUACAUCAUCCAAUGCAUCGGUUCCCCCAAGGUACGCUUCUUCUUCCUCCUGUGCGCCGCAGCCUGGAUUCGUCCGUUAUCGCGAUUGUCGCUAA
Molecule: messenger RNA, 846 nt
Organism: Phytophthora sojae
Lineage: Eukaryota; Oomycota; Peronosporomycetes; Peronosporales; Peronosporaceae
Exons: 4
Coding region: 1-846 (281 amino acids)
Source: RefSeq, a predicted model, not a curated record